UGCAGAAAAAGCAGUUUUGUGUCCUGGAUAAUGUGACUUGACAGCUCUGUGGGAAACUGAUAAGAUCCAGUAAACAAGCUGGAGAUCCAUCUCCACCGCCAGCCAUCCUGCCGGAGAUCGAGUAUGGGGGGCCUGGGCUGCAGAAGGAUGUUCUUCUUGCUGUUUUUACUUUUCAAAGCUUUUGAGUUUCUAGGUGCCACAGAUGUUUGUUCAAAUGCAAUACUGCUAGGAUUGAAAGGAGAACCAGGUGACAAAGGUGAUGAGGGGGAGCAGGGAAUGCUGGGAAAAGCCGGCCCGCCUGGGCAGCCAGGACUGAGGGGGGAGCUGGGCAGCCAGGGAGACCUCGGGCCAGUCGGGAAGUCCGGCCCAGCCGGGGAAAGAGGGGACAAAGGAAUACGUGGCACUGAGGGGCCUCCGGGACUUAAAGGAAGACCUGGCACAACCUGUGACUGUGGGCGCUACAGGAAGGUUGUUGGGCAGCUGGACGUCAACAUGGGCAAGCUGAAGAACUCUGUUAAUUUCGUGAAAAGCGUCAUUUUAGGGAUCAAGGAGACAGAUGAGAAGUUCUACCUAAUUGUCAAAGAGGCGAGGAAGUACAAAGACGCUCUGCUGAACUGCAAACUGCGGGGGGGCACCCUGGCCAUGCCCAAAAGCGAGGCGGCAAACGACCUGAUCGCCAGUUAUAUCAACCAAGCCGGCCUUACUCACGCGUACGUUGGGCUGUGCGCCGCGGAGUCGGGGGGCGAGCACACGUUCACGGACAGCUCGCCGCUGCAAAACUUUACCUCCUGGAGCACGGUCGGGAGCGCGCAGAGGAACGGAACUUGCGUGGAAAUGGCGAGCACCGGAGCGUGGACGCUGGCGGACUGCGACGUCGCCAUGUACUACAUGUGCGAGUUUACCAAGAAAGGCAGGGUAGCGAGCACCGCCUUGUGACGCCUGCAGAUCUGGAGUUCUUAAAGGAUUUCCCUCGGGAUCAGUACAAAUAUAUAUAACGUAUAAAUUGUGCCCAUAAAGUACAUCUUAUCUUAGUAGAUCUGUAAUAUAAAUAUCCCGUAUCAGCUACAACAUCUUGCAGGCUGCUGCGCUUCAUUGAUGCGAAACUUGUUGAAAAACUUUUCAUUUAGUAUAUGGCAGUCUAGCCAAACAAGAGCACGUGUAAUUCGUAAUAAAUAUGUUUCGCUAAUAAAUAUUAUAUGAUUUAAACCUACAAUAAAUAACUUAAACAA
Brienomyrus brachyistius is the source of this 1229-nucleotide messenger RNA. It is a transcript of the gene colec10, whose product is annotated as collectin sub-family member 10 (C-type lectin). Bases 124 to 936 code for a protein of 270 amino acids. The record is from RefSeq and is a predicted model, not a curated record. NCBI's taxonomy places the organism in Eukaryota, Metazoa, Chordata, Actinopteri, Osteoglossiformes, Mormyridae. The transcript has 6 exons.